AUGUGUAUCAUCCUCUUGGAUGUCAGACACACAUUAACUGGGGUUUCUUCUGGAGCUUUAGGCAUGGUUUCUGUAUCAGUAACUGAGAUUUCUUCUGUAGCUUCUGGUGUGCUUACUGCAUCAGUAACUGGGGUUUCUUCUGUAGCUUUAGAUGUGGUUACUGCAUCAGUAACUGUGGUUUCUUCUGUAGCUUCAGGUGUUGUUACUGUAUCAGUAACUGAGAUUUCUUCUGUAGCUUUAGGUGUGGUUACUGUAUCAGUAACUGAGAUUUCUUCUGUAGCUUUAGGUGUGGUUACUGUAUCAGUAACUGAGAUUUCUUCUGUAGCUUUAGGUGUGGUUACUGUAUCAGUAACUGAGAUUUCUUCUGUAGCUUUAGGUGUGGUUACUGUAUCAGUAACUGAGAUUUCUUCUGUAGCUUUAGGUGUGGUUACUGUAUCAGUAACUGAGAUUUCUUCUGUAGCUUUAGGUGUGGUUACUGUAUCAGUAACUGAGGUUUCUUCUGUAGCUUCAGGUGUGGUUACUGUAUCAGUAACUGAGAUUUCUUCUGUAGCUUUAGGUGUGGUUACUGUAUCAGUAACUGAGAUUUCUUCUGUAGCUUCAGGUGUGGUUACUGUAUCAGUAACUGAGAUUUCUUCUGUAGCUUUAGGUGUGGUUACUGUAUCAGUAACUGAGAUUUCUUCUGUAGCUUUAGGUGUGGUUACUGUAUCAGUAACUGAGAUUUCUUCUGUAGCUUUAGGUGUGGUUACUGUAUCAGUAACUGAGAUUUCUUCUGUAGCUUUAGGUGUGGUUACUGUAUCAGUAACUGAGAUUUCUUCUGUAGCUUUAGGUGUGGUUACUGUUUCAGUAACUGGUGUUUCUUCUGUAGUUUUAGGUGUGGUUACUGUUUCAGUAACUGGUGUUUCUUCUGUAGUUUUAGGUAUGGUUACUGUAGCAGUCAUCAGCGUGUCUUCUUUGGUUUCAGGCAAUGUUACUAUAUCUGUAAAUAAGAUUUCUUUUGUAGUUUGUUUUGUCUGUUGCUGA
Molecule: messenger RNA, 1020 nt
Organism: Candidula unifasciata
Lineage: Eukaryota; Metazoa; Mollusca; Gastropoda; Stylommatophora; Geomitridae
Source: the annotation of a GenBank genome assembly